CCAAUGGAGGGCUGGUGUCCGUGGUGGCGGGUCCCACCAGGCCACCCGUGCCCUGCCGGCCUUCCUGUGGCCUCCUGGCUCCUCAGCUGGCUCCUGUUGCCCUGGACUCUGCAGCUGGCAGGAGGACAGUCAGUGACCUACACUGGCCCUCCCAUUGUGGUCUCCCUGGCCAAUAGGGCUGUGUCCUUCAACUGUAUCAUCACCUACCCAUACACCCCAGAAUUCAAAGACUUCGUGGUCAACUACUUUCACGAAGAUCUCCAGGGCCAGCGGAGCUCUGAAAAGCAGACUGGCUGCACGCCUAGCUCAGGCACAGUGAACCAGACCUCCACCUUGAAGUGCGAGGUCACCCCUGCGCUGGAGGACUCAUCAGCCACUGGCACCUACUACUGCUCUGUCCACUGGCCACACUCCACAGUGAGCGGUGAUGGCACCUUCAUCCUGGUCAGAGACACAGGGUAUCGAGAGCCCCCAUCUAGUCCCCGGAAGGCCCUGCUCUUUGCCUUUACUGGCCUCCUGACCACCCUGAGUGUCCUGGUCACUGCUCUGCUGCUCUGGAAGAAGAUGCGGCUUCCUGGGUGGCACCCCACCAAGAAGUGCUCAGAUCCAGGAUCUGCUGGAAGCCCCAAGCAGCCUCCAACAGAGUCCGUCUACACGGCCCUGCAACGCCGAGAGACCGAGGUCUACGCCUGCCUGGAGAGUGAGGAUGGCAGCCUGCCCACCACCCAGGGCCUUCUCACCCAGGAGAAUCUGCAGAGAUCUGAGGACAACAGUGAACUCAACCUAGUCUAUGAAAACCUCUAGAUGAGCCCCACUGCCCAUGGAUCAGAGGCCCAGGGCAGCCCCUCCCUCCAAAGACUUGCCCUGACCCAGGAGUAGGCUCCCAGUAGCACCCCAUCACCUCACCCUCACAUCUAAGGCCCUUCCGGCCCCACUCAGGGCCCUUGGCCAGCCACACCUCCC
This is a messenger RNA of Otolemur garnettii (small-eared galago), 963 nucleotides long. It is a transcript of the gene NFAM1, whose product is annotated as NFAT activating protein with ITAM motif 1. NCBI's taxonomy places the organism in Eukaryota, Metazoa, Chordata, Mammalia, Primates, Galagidae. The transcript has 6 exons. Gene Ontology annotation, molecular function: transmembrane signaling receptor activity. The coding region runs from base 4 to 804 and encodes 266 amino acids. Gene Ontology annotation, biological process: regulation of B cell differentiation; positive regulation of cytokine production; B cell receptor signaling pathway. The record is from RefSeq and is a predicted model, not a curated record. Gene Ontology annotation, cellular component: membrane raft.